AUGAAUGCAACACCAGCGUCUACUAUACAUCAGGUCAAAACUCUUCAGGCUGCUUUCAAAGUAUUGGCUACUUUACAUCUCACUGCAUAUUUAUGGCCACACCAAGCUCAAGUAAAAGAUGGCGAUUGCUUUGACUUCAUAGUAGUUGGAGCGGGGUCAGCUGGCAGCGUCAUAGCCAAUAGACUGACAGAACUAGAGAAUGCCUCUGUUUUACUUAUAGAAGCUGGUGGAGAUCCUCCUAUAGAAUCUGUGAUACCAGGGCUUUUCCCCUUCCUGAAAAAUACAUCAGUUGAUUGGAAUUACGAAACUGAAGAUGAUGGCUACAGUCAACAGUUCCACAAAAAUCGAGGAGUUGAACUGACGAGAGGAAAAAUGCUUGGUGGUUCCAGCUCCAUCAAUUUCAUAGCUUACACAAGAGGAAAUCAACACGAUUUUGAUAACUGGGCUAAUCUUACCAAUGAUGAUACAUGGUGCUGGCAAAAAGUACUUCCGUAUUUUAUAAAAAGUGAAGAAUUAGUUGACCCAAUUCUACUCCAUUCUGAUGCAAGGGCUUUUCAUGGUACAGAGGGAUACUUAGGAACUACCAGAUACUAUAAUAGCGAGGUUCUAAAAUACUUACAAGCCUUCCACGAAAUCGGUCAUGACAUUGUAUUGGACACAAAUGGUGAUACCCCUCUGGGGUACUCUGAAUCUAUGUUUAAUAUUGCUAAUGGUGUAAGACAAAGUACUGCUCAAUCAUUUCUACAUCCCAUCAAAAAUAGACCUAAUUUACAUGUUCUUAAAAAGGCUCUUGUGUCCAAAAUACUUUUUGAUGAUCAUAAGAAUGCUAUCGGUGUAGAAGUUAUUUUAGAAAACAAUCAAACUUUAAGUUUGAAAGCAGAAAAAGAAGUCAUAGUAUCAGCAGGGUCCAUUAACACGCCUCAACUGUUGAUGUUAUCUGGAGUAGGUCCAAAGCACCAUUUACGAAAUUAUGAUAUAAAAAUCGUUUCAGAUCUCCCUGUAGGCCAAACUUUGCGAGAUCACGUCUUUGUCAUUAUGAAUCACGUUAUGGGUAAAUCGCCACCUAAAAAACCUAUGGACCCCAAGAAUUACCCAUUCCCACUCAUUGUGGGUUAUAUCAGUUUGAACAAAAGUCAAAAGUAUCCAGAUUAUCAAACUCUCAAUAUGGUUUUGAGAGAGCCUACUUCAGCUUUGCAGCUCUGUACUUUUUACUUUUCUUUUCUGGAUGAAAUAUGCGAAGCCCUCUAUGAUGCCAGUGAAGGAAGAGAAGUUUUGUUCAGCGCAGUCUCUUUGCUAUAUCCAGAAUCAUCAGGAAAAAUAUUUUUACGUAGUAAAAACCCAAGACAACCACCAAUAAUAUUUACAGGGUAUUAUUCAAAAGAUGAAGAUUUGGACAGCCAUGCUACAUACUUAGAAGAUUUUGUAAAAGUUCAAAAUACUAAAUUUUUUGAAAGCGUUAAUAGUGAACUGGUGGUUCCAGAACAUUGUGGCUGUAAUGGUAUAUUUUCUAGACGUGAAUUUUGGAAAUGCUAUGCUCUGUGUAUGAUGGUGUCUGGGUACCAUUAUGCAGGUUCAUGUCCUAUGGGAGCUGUGGUAGAUUCUAGACUUAAAGUACUUGGAGUACAAAGGCUGAGGGUUGCAGAUGCAAGUGUCAUGCCUAGAAUAACUGGGGCCAAUACUAAUGCAGCCACUAUGAUGAUUGGAGAGAAAGCUGCUGAUUUUAUAAAGGAGGAUCAUUUCUUUGCCAAAGCUGGAUAACAAUUCUGACUUGAAAUUGUAUUAGUUGUAGUAUUUUGCAUUGUAGACGAAUAAGCGAUUGAUAUAUCUGCGACAGUAUGUAUGGUUGUAAGUGAUUGUAUUAAAAUGUUUACCCAGUGGAACA
This is a messenger RNA of Helicoverpa zea (corn earworm), 1882 nucleotides long. RefSeq names its product ecdysone oxidase-like. The transcript has 3 exons. Lineage: Eukaryota; Metazoa; Arthropoda; Insecta; Lepidoptera; Noctuidae. Bases 1 to 1758 code for a protein of 585 amino acids. Gene Ontology annotation, molecular function: flavin adenine dinucleotide binding; ecdysone oxidase activity. The record is from RefSeq and is a predicted model, not a curated record.